This is a messenger RNA of Morchella importuna, 1017 nucleotides long. RefSeq lists its product as uncharacterized. The coding region runs from base 1 to 1017 and encodes 338 amino acids. The record is from RefSeq and is a predicted model, not a curated record. Lineage: Eukaryota; Fungi; Ascomycota; Pezizomycetes; Pezizales; Morchellaceae. The transcript has 2 exons.
AUGUUAAAACUCUCCCCCCACCACCACCUCCUUCCUUUCCUCCUUCUCCCCCUCCUCACAUCCGCCGAAUUCAUCUUCCCAGCGGACAACACUAUCCCACCAAAUAGCACCUGCUCAACAACCUACACCCGCCCACUACAAUGCAGCCCCGGCCUGCUAUCCCUCAUCGACAACACCACCGAUGUCAGUAUCCGCUUCGCACCCACGCUGCUGACGAGCACUUGCACAUCCGAAUGUUACAACGCCCUAACGCAGUGGACGGGUGACAUCCUUCGAGAGUGUAUAAACGCAACCUCCGCCUCCUCCUCCUACAGCUCACCCGGCAGCGGCACAAGCACCCUACAAAAGAUCCUAAACCCGAAAACGCAAUGGCUAGAAACCGCCUGGUUCGCCACGUGCCUAACAGACCUGACACUCCCCACCCACCCUUUCUGCACAACCUACAACACCACAACUAAAUCCCUCAUGCGCCUCUACAACCCCGCCCUCAUGAGCAGUCUCAACAUCACCACAACCUUCUGUAACAGCUCCUGCGCCGUGCAGACAAGCAUCUACCUGCACGAGACCAGCGCCCAGAAGCCUAACGUGUUAGACCCGCGCCAGGUGUGUCCCGGCCUGGACACCAGGCCGUUCUCGUUCCCGGAGGCGUGGAAAGUUAAGAGUAGCCCUGGAUGGCAGUCAGGCGGCGAGGGCGGACGAGGGGUAGAUGGGGAGGUAGGAGUGGGGAAUAGCACUACUGGUGGCCAAAGCGGAAAGAAUGAGACUUCUACCAAUUCGACAGGCUCAGGCUGGCAGAGCGGUGGUGAAGGUGGGCGACCGUUCGUGAACGAAAGCACUGGGAAUUCGACUGGCUGGUAUCAAGGCGGGGAGGGCGGAAGGGGACUAAAUACUAGCAGCGUUGUCAACGACACGCAACAAGGAGGCAGUUUACCCGCGGCCAAUGGCGCAGGGGCAGGAGCAAGGGUAUCCUUACUAGCUGUGGCGAUCGUGAUUGGAGCCAUGAUGGUAGGGUUGUAG